AUGGUCGAAGAAGACAUUUGGAAUCAAGAGAUUUAUUCUGACCAGAGCAUGAACGCGGAGGAUGCUUACAUGAAUGAGCCGUGGUCUGAGGCUGAAGAGGACUAUGGUCAUGACCUGGACAGAGAAGAACCUGAGCCUGAACCACCAGAUCAUUUUUGA
Messenger RNA from Arabis nemorensis, 159 nucleotides. NCBI's taxonomy places the organism in Eukaryota, Viridiplantae, Streptophyta, Magnoliopsida, Brassicales, Brassicaceae. The record is from the annotation of a GenBank genome assembly.